AUACUCCAGCUUGACAUUGACCUUUUCGUCACAGCUGUUCUCUGCCAAAUGGAACCGACGGUUAGUUCCCUUCCUGUAGACAAGCCAACAUAACCAAACAUUUCAUAGAAUUCGUAUAUACAUCACAGCCAAAUCCAUAUCUCGCACCAUUAAAAUUUCUCGCUUUUUCCCAGCCAUGUGGAGAGGAAUUCGUCUACAACUCUGCCUCUUACUAGCCUACCCCAUACUCUGGUUCAUCUUUGGUCCCAGAGAUCCCAAAUUCAUCAUCACAGAUGCCUCUCUAACCCAAUUCAAUUUCACCAACCACAACAAGACCCUCGACUACAACCUUGCGCUCAACAUCACCAUCACCAACCCCAACAGAAAGGCUGCCAUAUUCUACGGUAAAAUACAAGUCGCGUCUACCUACAGAAACAAAGUAUUUUCUCUCGUGACUUUACCUUUUGAACCAUUUGGCCAAUGCGGCAAGAACAGAACCAUUUCGCAUCACAUACCUCUUAAAGGGAGCAAGUCUCUGGUGUUUGGAGAACGGGAGAUUUCCCAGUUUAACUCGGAGACUGUUGCUGGCGUUUACAGUAUUGACGUGAGGCUUUAUGUUGGGAUAAGAGUACUCGGCGGGUACUUCAAGACAAGACAUUCCAACCCAUCGCACAAGAUCGACUGCAACCUGAAAGUUCCUUUGCAGUCUAGUGAAACAUCUGCAAAUCGCUUCACUUUCAAGACUACCAAGUGCAGAAAUGAUAUAUCAUUGCAGACCCUGAAGCAGCGGGCUGAAUCUGUCCAAUUUUUCCUUGGUGACCCGACUGUCCAAGUGUUGCUUGUUUGUAUCUAUAUUUUUGCAGCAGUUCGUGGUUAACUAGUAAUAAACAGUUCCUUGAUUAAAAGUAUUCAGCAAAUUGUCAAACUUCGAGUUAUAUAAAAUAUGGUUAGACCAUGCAUAUGAUAAAAUGCAAUCACAGCUGCUGCAAACUCUGCUUCUAUCUCAUCUUUCCAUACCCAAGAACCCAAAUUUACUUACCAUCACAGUUUAAUCCACUGCGAGUCAGCUACGCCACCAACAACACAUACUGUACUAGUACUACAACGUACCUUAGCAACGAAAUCCCUUCACCCUCCACUUUAGAUUGCUAGAUUGCUACCAAUGCUUCCUUACAAGUCAACGAGUUGGAAACUACGAGGAACUACGUUCUUCAAUAACAUAGGAUUCCUCCUCAAUUCAGCUUUGACAUGGACCUUUUUGUCACGGCCAUUUCUGCCAAAAUGCUAUUCCCCAAGUCUUAAUUGGACGUGCAGGCUAGCCAACACAACACAACCAUGCGGAUAAUUCGUAUACCUCAUAACCAAAGACUGCCGAGUGCAGAAGUGCUACAUCACUGCAGAGCCUGAAGCAGCGAGCAAAAUCUGUUUAGCUUUUUCUUGGUAACCGCAUUGUCCGAGUGUUGAUUACUUGGGUCUGUAGUCUUGCGGCUUUACAUGCUUAAACCAGUAAGAAACAGUUGCCGGGUCAAAGUAUUAAGAGAAUUGUCAAACGUCUUUCAGAUAUUUAUACUGGAAUAUAUACAAAUUCCAAUAGCACAUUGUCAAACAAUC
This is a messenger RNA of Rosa rugosa (rugosa rose), 1590 nucleotides long. Its product is annotated as NDR1/HIN1-like protein 10. The coding region runs from base 176 to 856 and encodes 226 amino acids. Gene Ontology annotation, biological process: defense response to other organism. NCBI's taxonomy places the organism in Eukaryota, Viridiplantae, Streptophyta, Magnoliopsida, Rosales, Rosaceae. The record is from RefSeq and is a predicted model, not a curated record. The transcript has a single exon.